This is a messenger RNA of Chionomys nivalis (European snow vole), 2698 nucleotides long. RefSeq names its product leydig cell tumor 10 kDa protein-like. Bases 12 to 467 code for a protein of 151 amino acids. The record is from RefSeq and is a predicted model, not a curated record. The transcript has 4 exons. NCBI's taxonomy places the organism in Eukaryota, Metazoa, Chordata, Mammalia, Rodentia, Cricetidae.
AAUCAAGAUAAAUGUCUGUCCUUUUAAGACAGCAUCUCUGUAUCUCCCUGGCUGGCCUGGAACUCACAGAGAUCCUCCUGCCUCUGCCUCCUGAGCAAAAGGUCAAAAGUGUGAGCCACUACAACCUGCUUUGCUUUAAUGUGUUGAGAGUUUCUGGACCUGGAACUCCACCAUUAGGUGAGGCUACAGGGACUGCGGAGCGGAGCCGAGGGCCGAGGAAAGGCGGUCGAGUCAUCGCUCCCAAGAAGGCGCGCGUCGUGCAGCAGCAAAAGCUGAAGAAUAUCUCUCCUAGGCAGGUUACCCAGAAGCCUACUCUGCUCCUUGAGAGCUUGGAAGUGGGGAUCUGGAAGAAGAUUGAGCAUGAUGUGGUGAUGAAGGCCAACUCCAGCCUGCCUAAAAAGCUUACACUGCUGAAGGGUGCAUCGAAGAAGACAGGGGCCACCACCUCCAACAAGACACCAUCCUAAAGGCACUGGGACUUUGCACGUGACCCCACAGGCUGGCCGGACCUGAAGAGGACCCUGUUCCAGUUCUGAUGGCACCUGGGACAGCAAUGGGCAGGUGAUGAUAAAGCUGGAAGCUUCCUGGUACUGAAGAGGCACUCGACUUCUGUGGGUGACACGUCGUAAUGAACCUGGCUCUGUUGUCCCGCCAGCUCUCAAACAGUUCAAUUGAGAGGCCAUUUGGAGGCUAGGUGAGCCUCACUGGUCUCCACAAGAAACUUCUCUCGCCCAUGCAGUGCCCUUGACAGCCACAGACCCCAGAACGAGCGAUGACAUCUAUACCUGUAGCUGGCAGCUGGAAUUGUCUCUUCCCCAGGUCACUCCAGUCACCUAAUGUUGUCACUGUCCUGUACAUAAAGAAAGGUUCCGUAUCUUCAGUGAGGUGCCACCUCAUCCUGUCACACUAGUGAUCCAGAGCCACUUGGGGGUGCUCCAGUGUUACCCAAUAAAGCUGUGCUCACAGAGGCCAUGUGCCAUUCUUGUGCUUUCCUGCACUACCUAUGACACUCUGGAACCGGGACCUGGUCAGCUCAAGCCACCCUUCUCCAUGGCACAGCUCUGCUUCUGUCCAGUGAGGGGCUCACACCCCUGGCAGUCCCUCCAACCUGUUGGACCAGAUGUUGAAAUGUUCUAUGCAGGAUGUUGGACGUGGUGCCAUAUCCCUUGGUGUGGCCCUGGGACAAGCAAUGAGUACGCUGGUGGCCUAUUCCUUUAUGCCCAGCCAGUUUGCCUACUGAGGAAGCAGAAAAGUGGGGGUUUACUAGUGACUGCCCCAAGCCCUGACUGGGUAAAUUUGUUCCCAGACAGUUGGAAUUUAAUGUUAAGACUGUCUGAUGCUCCCGUGUUGGCUCCUGGCUCACCGUGGCUGCUAGGGAUCAGAUCCACUUGUGUGUGCUUAGCGAGCUGUCUGAGCCACACCCUAGUCUAAACUCCCAAUGCACUUGCAAGGCAGAGGAAGGACCUGCUGGACUUUAGUCCUGCCAGGACACAGAUGUUCUGCUCUGAGCAUGGAGGGCUCCUUUAGAGGCUGUGGCUUACUUCAAGACUGGACCUUGAAGGGCUUGUUAGUGCCUCUGGCUUGUGGUGAAGCGCCUCACCAUGUCUACCUUUUGGUACCCUCACCAUAGAUCCUGAGAAAUGGGUCCAUCCCAUUGUGGAUACAGACCCAGAACCAUGAGCUCAUCAGUGGCCUUCCUUGGGUUUAGUUUGGUUUUCUGAGACAGGGUCUCCCUGUGUAGCCCUAGCUGGCUUAGAACUCCCUGUGUAGACCAGGCGGGCCUCAAACUCAAAGUUGUACAUGCUUCUGCCUCCCACGUUCUGAGAUUAAAGGGUCUCUGUGUAUGUACACAUGAGUCUGAGUGUCUCGGGAGGCCAGAGGCAGCCUGUGCUCUGAAACUGGAAUCGGGCGGCUGUGAGCCACCCUACAUGGGUAUAAUGAGUGGAAGCUGUUAGCUACUGGGCUUGUGCUCUAGCCCUGCAGGUGCUUUGAGGCAGGCAGACUUCUGGAGGUGUCCAAGCUGUCUAGGGCUGCAUAGCCCCUGUCUCAGAAAACAAAAGAAAAACUACUCAGCUGCUGUCGUGUAAGCUAAUCCAGUAAAUGUCCCUUCGUGUUAUAUUCUGUUGGUUCCCCCAGAGCACCCUGCAGAGCAAAUGUUCCAUGGGUGCUUGGACCAGCGUUGAUGGAAUGCUUCACACUAGCACAGGGGCAGAAACAGCCUGCCGUUGCGGUAAUGGCUGAGCAAGAAUCUGCUCCGGCCACGGUGGAAUAUUAUUCAGCCAUAAAAAUGGGAUGGCGCCAGGCAGUGGUAGCCUUUAACCCCAGCACUUGGGAGGCAGAGGCAGAUGGAGGCUGCACUUUCAUUUCCCAGAUACCCAGACCCUAAUAAUCACACAGAAACUAUGAUUACAACACUGCUUGGCCAAUGGCUCAGACAUAUUUCUAGCUAGCACUUACAUCUUUAACCGGUCUCAAAUCACAGAGAUCCUCCUGUCCUUGAACUCAUAGAGAUACACCUGCCUCUGCCUCCAAGUGCUGGGAUCAGAGGCAUGUGCCACCACUGCCCAGCAGUCUGGUUAACUAUUUUAAACUGGGUUUUUAUCACUUAAAACAGAAAACAUGCUAGCAAGUGCAUUCAGGAAUUAAACAACAAAAAUAAAAUAUAUUUAUAAGGUUCUUAAAUGCUUCUAAUGGAAAC